ACACGAUUCAUGCCCAAGACACCUCCACUUAUUCUUCCUAACAAUUCAAAUCAUUGGACUUCACGUCCCAAAGUGAACAAAAAGAAGCCUUCUACAGGUCUUAAUAUCUUUACUGCUCAAAACACAGUCAGUAAACACAUUUCAUUUGAUGAUACGGAUGAGAUACAGUAUAUUCCUUCUUAUAACUAUGCAAGCUCUGAAAUAUCAACAGAUACCAAUAAAGAUACUAUGGAACUCUCACAUACUCAAAAGUACUCACCUAUCUCUCAUCUUCAUCAAGCAAGUCAUGACAUGCAAGACAAGCAUGGAGCCAAACAGUCUUCUGAAAAGGAACAAGAUGAACCCAUGGAUGUAGAAGAAGAAGUGUUACUGCAACAACAACAACAAGUCAAAUCUUCAAGGGAGAACAAGGAAAAAGAAGAUGAUGUCAGGUCAACACCUACUUUUCAAACCAAUGAACAAUUUGAUGCCAUGAUCGUAGAAGGCCUUUCCUCUGAAUUUCAAAAGUAUAUGGAAGAACACCGACAAAUCAAAAGAUCCAUUGAAGAGAGAAAAAGAGAUCUCAUGUUAUACACAGAAGAACGUAUGCAGUACUUGGAUCAGAGGCAAUCUUAUUUUCAAAGACAAUUGAAGCUCUUAAAACAAUACUUUUGAUCAAGCAACUUUUUUAUUCCUCUACUCUAGAAUAAGUUAUGGUGAUAGAGCUUGCUCAUAAUAGUAAUAAUAACAACAAUAAUAAUAAUAAAAUUGUGGUGAUUACACUGAUGGGG
Molecule: messenger RNA, 770 nt
Organism: Gilbertella persicaria
Lineage: Eukaryota; Fungi; Mucoromycota; Mucoromycetes; Mucorales; Choanephoraceae
Exons: 3
Coding region: 10-654 (214 amino acids)
Source: RefSeq, a predicted model, not a curated record